Hypoxylon trugodes is the source of this 1785-nucleotide messenger RNA. RefSeq names its product alpha/beta-hydrolase. Gene Ontology annotation, molecular function: hydrolase activity. The transcript is spliced from 4 exons. Bases 1 to 1785 code for a protein of 594 amino acids. The record is from RefSeq and is a predicted model, not a curated record. NCBI's taxonomy places the organism in Eukaryota, Fungi, Ascomycota, Sordariomycetes, Xylariales, Hypoxylaceae.
AUGUUUUUGAAAGUUAUUUGGGUAUUUGUAGCACUUAACCUCCAAUUCUGUCUUAAUGAGACUCCUCCAGCACCAGUAGUAGACCUUGGUUAUGCCCGGUAUCAAGGAUACUAUGAUUCUGCCUAUGAUGUGAACAUCUAUAAGGGGAUAAGAUAUGCUGCUCCCCCAACCGGCAAGUUAAGAUGGCAGUUACCACAAUCGCCAGCUCAGAAUCGAAGCCAGAUAAUUCAAGCGACUAAGUAUGGCUCACAAUGCCCUCAAUCUGGGGAUGGGCCGGGACCUCAAAAAACCGCCCCAACGGGCUCCGAGGACUGCCUGUUUAUGAAUAUCUUUUCGCCCACGAAUAAAACAGGGCUACCCAUUCUAUUCUGGAUCCAUGGCGGGGGAUAUGGACAAGCAAACGCGGCGUUCGACCCAUCACCACAAAUUCAUACGAACGGGAAUUCAUUCGUAAUAGUAGCGAUUCAAUAUCGUCUAGGAGCAUUUGGAUUCCUCUCGUCUGCCGAAUUCGCCAAGUCGGGUGUUCUUAAUACAGGAGUUCACGAUAUGUAUUUCGCUCUGCAAUGGGUCCAAGAACACAUUCACCUCUUCGGUGGCGAUCCGACAAAGGUAACAAUUGCUGGCGAAUCGGCCGGAGGCGGUAGUGUUAUGUUGCUUGGUAUGGCCUAUGGAGGAGGAGCCAAUGCCAGCUUGACGGCGGGGUCUAAUAAUCAGCAUAGGGAUUAUAAUGGUACCAGGCCAACUGAAUAUUACCAUCGCUUCGCAGAAAGCGCAGGUUGCUCUGAAGACAGGAUAAAAACCAACGAGUCGGUCUUCGACUGCUUGGUUUCUGCAGACACAGUCACCCUCCAGAAUGCUAGCGACUACGUCAGCACGACAGGACUAUACGGUCAAUGGGCAUUUAUACCCGUAACAGACGGGACGCUUAUCCGAGAACGACCAACCGAUCAGCUAUUGAAAGGCGGAAAGCUCAAUGGCGUCCGCGUCCUAUCCGCGAGCAAUUCGAACGACGGCCCAUUUUUCACACCGCGGGGCAUAGAGAAUGAGAAUGAUUUCACGGAUUUCCUCACAUUGAAUUAUCCCUCGUUAAGCAAAGAGAAUAUGACUAAUAUCCUCGCGCUCUACUCCGUUCCACCGAAUGCCUCGAAUGUGUUAAUCAACACCGAUGGCGAAAACCCGCCAUAUGCGACGACUAAUUCUGGGUGGGCUUACGGUUGGGAACAAGCGGCUACCAACCUCUACGCGGAGACUACGUUCGGAUGUCCUUCCUAUUGGCUCGCUGACGCUUACGCGAAGAAGCAAGGUGGGAAGGCGUGGCAUUACCAGUUCUCUGUCCCACCAGGGCAACAUGGCCUCGACUUAGACCCACUCCUUCAAUCGACAGAUACUCAGACCGAAGGCAUGGAUAAGGUGUUUCGCACAGCCUUCCAGCAGAUUUGGGGGAACUUCAUCGUGAGAGGAGACCCGACACUUAGCACCAUGCAGAUAAGCGCUGCGAAGCAAGGAAAUAUCACAGCAGCUGGUACUGGGAUGUGGCCGCAAUGGGAAGGGAAGCCAGGUAGUGACUGGAUGCUCAAUUUGAAUAUGACCGGUGGCCAGCCUAUUAUCGAGACAGCUACUCUUGAUGGCAUAUCUGUCAAUGUUACUCGCUAUGUCGUUGGAAAUGACACUUCAUCGCAGCCUUUAGCUGCAGAUUUUAAGGUCGCCGAAGGUAGUUCUUGGGAGGGCGGAAGAGGUAAAAGAUGCCAGUUAUGGGCUGAUCUAGGACCUUGGAUCCUAGAGUAA